AUGUCUCAACUUUCCCUAAUUUUGCUGUUGGCGACUAUGGGCGCAUGCGCCCAUAGUGCAGUGGUCAUUGCUCGGGAGUACACCCCGGAGCCAGCCGCCCGUACGACACGCCCAUUUCCAAAGAUGAGCGAUACGGAGGAGGAUAGCACGAAGAUGCAAGUGGUCGUCGUGCUGCUCGUCGCGUUCUGUGUCAGUCUCGCGAUUACUGUAAUCAUUCGCUUCUUGCGAAAGUAUUCGGAACGUCAACGACUCUAUUCGAGCUUCAACUAA
Molecule: messenger RNA, 270 nt
Organism: Caenorhabditis remanei
Lineage: Eukaryota; Metazoa; Nematoda; Chromadorea; Rhabditida; Rhabditidae
Exons: 2
Coding region: 1-270 (89 amino acids)
Source: RefSeq, a predicted model, not a curated record